Molecule: messenger RNA, 963 nt
Organism: Limanda limanda (common dab)
Lineage: Eukaryota; Metazoa; Chordata; Actinopteri; Pleuronectiformes; Pleuronectidae
Gene: foxb2
Product: forkhead box B2
Exons: 1
Coding region: 1-963 (320 amino acids)
Biological process (GO): regulation of transcription by RNA polymerase II; cell differentiation; anatomical structure morphogenesis
Molecular function (GO): RNA polymerase II cis-regulatory region sequence-specific DNA binding; DNA-binding transcription factor activity, RNA polymerase II-specific
Source: RefSeq, a predicted model, not a curated record
AUGCCCCGUCCUGGGAAGAACUCAUACAGUGACCAGAAGCCCCCUUACUCCUACAUAUCACUGACAGCCAUGGCUAUCCAGAACUCAACCGAGAAGAUGCUGCCCCUGAGUGACAUUUAUAAGUUCAUCAUGGACCGGUUUCCUUAUUACCGAGAGAACACCCAGAGGUGGCAGAACUCCCUGCGACACAACCUCUCGUUCAACGACUGCUUCAUCAAGAUCCCUCGGCGGCCUGACCAGCCCGGGAAGGGCAGCUUCUGGGCUCUGCACCCGGACUGCGGGGACAUGUUCGAGAACGGCAGCUUUCUGCGGAGACGGAAGCGCUUCAAGGUGCUGCGCGCCGAGCACAUGGCCUGCAAGAGCUCCCCGAUGAUGCACUACUUCCACCACCACCACCACCACCACCCGGGCGGCAAGCUGGGCGCAGCGUCCGGCCACCACGAGCACUCACCCGGGCCAGCGGGCACCGUGGGUCGGCUGCCUCACUUCCAGGGUUACGGGGGCAUCGCCUGCGCACAGCCCGGCGGGUUUAAACACCCGUUCGCCAUCGAGAACAUAAUCGGACGGGACUACAAAGGUGUGAUGGCCAGCGGGCUCCCUCUCACCUCCGUCAUGCACCACCUGGGUUACCCGGUGCCCCCGCAGCUCAGCAGCGUGGUGAACUCCAUGUGGCCGCACGUCGGGAUGCUGUCAGAGUCCAUGGGUGGCGUGUCCAUGCCCAAUUCAUCCGAGUACGCGCCCUUCAGCGUGUCAGCGAAGGGCCUGUACCACAACGCCACCGGGCCAACCAUGCCCGCCGUGCCCGUGCCAAUCAAACCCACCCCGUCCCUGGGUCCCGUGCCGGGCUUGACCGGGCUGCAGUCCGGCCCGGCACAGCUCUGCUCGCCGGCCUCAGCGAUGGAGAAGAGCGAUCUGCUGGAGGGGAAAGGCAACCACUUACACCCGGCUCUCCUGCUGUCCUAA